Messenger RNA from Acanthosepion pharaonis, 636 nucleotides. The record is from the annotation of a GenBank genome assembly. NCBI's taxonomy places the organism in Eukaryota, Metazoa, Mollusca, Cephalopoda, Sepiida, Sepiidae.
AUGUGCCUAUGUAAAUAUAAUUGUGCUGAGGAAUUUCAGAUCAUUUUCUAUCUGUUCGACCCUGAUAUUCCACGCACCCUAUCUAUCUAUCUAUCUAUCUAUCUAUCUAUCUCAUUCUGUUCAUAUCUAUCCCAGUCUGUUCAUAUCUAUCUAUGCCAGUCUAUUCAUAUCUGUCUAUCUAUCUUCCAAUCUCAUUUGUUCAUGCCUAUCUAUCUAUCUUCGUCUGUUCAUACAGUUUAUACUUAUCUAUCUAUCUAUCUAUCUAUCUAUCUAUCUAUCUAUCAAUUUCAGUCUCUUCAUAUGUAUCAACCCUCAGUUUCUUCAUACAUAUCUAUCUUAGUCCGUUCAUACUUAUCUGCUCAUACAGUUUAUAUUUUAUCUAUCUAUCUAUCUAUCUAUCUAUCUAUCUAUCUAUCUAUCUAUCUAUCUAUCUAUCUAUCUCAUUCUGUUCAUAUCUAUCCCAUUUUUUCAUGCCUAUCUAUCUAUCUUAGUCUGUUCAUAUUUAUCUGUUCAUACAGUUUAUACUUUAUCUAUCUAUCUAUCUAUCUAUCUAUUACAGUCUCUUCAUUUCUAUCUCAGUCUGUUCAUAUCUAUCUAUCUAUCUAUCUAUCUAUCUAUCUAUCUCACUCUGUUUAA